Messenger RNA from Musca domestica (house fly), 525 nucleotides. RefSeq lists its product as uncharacterized. Lineage: Eukaryota; Metazoa; Arthropoda; Insecta; Diptera; Muscidae. The record is from RefSeq and is a predicted model, not a curated record. The transcript has 3 exons. The coding region runs from base 1 to 525 and encodes 174 amino acids.
AUGCCCAAGAAGAGGCAUAGUGUCAUCAACGCAUACACCGACGGGGAAUUCCUAUUGCACUUCCGUAUUACUCGAAAACUUUUCAACACUUUAAGCAGAACAUUUUUGGAGAGCGCUCAAUACAAAGAACUGCGGCCAGAUAAGAGGUUGUCGAGUGACGACCAUUUGGCCAUAUUUCUGUGGUUUGCCGGUCACGAAGGGUGUAGUUUUCGUGACCUAUCGAAUAGGUUUAAUGUAACUAUUUCUACCGUCAGCCGCGUCAUUGUAAGAGUUACCAGUUUCUUGAGUGAUUUGAGUCAACAGGUCAUAAAAUGGCCAACUGCGGCGGAAAAGGAAGCAUCAAGCCAGUAUUUUCAAACAACGUGCGGUGUAUCUGGUGUAAUAGGUUGUAUAGAUAAAACAGACAUCACUAUAGACCCACCCACACGUUCCAAAAACGAUAAUGCUGAUCAGAAAGGUACUAAUGCAGUGCUUAAAAUCAAGAAACCUCCAACAACUGACUCAACAACACCAUCAUCAAAUUAA